AUGGCGGAAGAUACUGGGGGUCAAGAAUGGAGACAGAAGAUGGCAACCAUGAUGAAAGAAUUUGAGGAACGAUGGGAGCGGAGACAAGUGGAGUUGAGGAAGGAGACUGAGGAGCUCAAGAAUCUGUUAGCAAGUAUCAAUCUUCAACACAAUGAACUUGCUGCUAAUAUCAAUCAAGCAGGAACAUCUCAGACUAGAGAUCGUUCUAUGAAUGAUUCUGGCCAAUCUUGGAUGCAUUAUCCAAAAUUGGAUUUCCCUUGUUUUAAUGGUCAUGAAUUAGAAUCUUGGCUAGUUAAAGCAGAUUACUAUUUCGAGGUAACCAAUACAUUACCUAGAAAUAAGGUGAAGUUAGCUGCCUUGUAUUUGGAAGGAAAAGCUUUGCAAUGGCACCAAGGGUACAUUGGGCUUAAGAGGCAGGAGGUUUAUGAGAAUUGGGAAAAAUGCAAGAAAAAGCAAGUGUUUACAAUGCAAUUGUUGGUGGAUGAGCGUGAGGAUGAAGUGGCUAAGAGAAUUAAGUGUCCAAUGGAAGAUGUUACUGGAGUCAUGGUAGAGAAUUUGUUGUAUAAAUAUAAAGAGGUUUUUGAAGAACCUAGGGAGUUGCCACCAAAAAGACUUUAUGAUCAUAAGAUUCCUUUAAAGGAGGGCUCUCAACCUGUCAAUAUGAGACCCCACAAAUAUGCAGAACUUCAAAAAGAUGCCAUUGAACAGAUGGUUCAGGAGAUGUCACAGGCAGACGUAAUUCAGCAUAGUAGCAGCCCAUUUUCAAGUCCAGUAGUCUUAUUAAAGAAGAAAGAUGGUACUUGGCGAAUGUGCAUUGAUUAUAGAGCCUUAAAUUCUCUCACUAUUAAAGACAAAUUUCCAAUCUCAGUCAUAGAGGAGUUGUUGGAUGAGUUAGGCCAAGCUGUGGUGUUUUCAAAGAUGGAUCUCAGAUCUGGAUAUUGGCAAAUAACAAUGGCUGAUGAAGACAUCCAUAAGACUGCUUUCAAAACUCAUGAAGGUCAUUAUGAGUUUUUAGUUAUGCCAUUUGGGCUAACCAAUGCACCAUCAAUAUUUCAGGCAUUGAUGAAUGCUAUUUUCAAGCCAUUUCUGAGGAAAUUUGUCUUGGUUUUUUCGAUGAUAUACUCAUCUACAGUAAAUCACAUGCUGAUCAUAUUCUACAUUUGGAGUUGGUGUUGCAAGGAAUUAGCCAUUGGCUAA
Molecule: messenger RNA, 1197 nt
Organism: Elaeis guineensis (African oil palm)
Lineage: Eukaryota; Viridiplantae; Streptophyta; Magnoliopsida; Arecales; Arecaceae
Source: RefSeq, a predicted model, not a curated record